AUGUCGAAGAGAGCACCCCGACACUGGGAUCGCAGACCCAUGACCCCAUUUAACUCCCGUUCUAAGUCGCGCAAGGUCUGGAAGCGGUUUCUGGCUUCCGCAUCCAAGGAUAUUGUCGGAGAUGACAUCGACCGUGAUCCUUUGCUUACCGAAAUCAACAGUUCGUUUGCGUAUCGUGGUGUUUUGCGAGGUGUCAAACGACAGUGCACUGCGACUUAUGUGGGAGUCGGACGGGCACGAUCCUUUCUGGAAACAAAAUGGGAAACAGAGGAUAUGGGGGUCCGCAAACGGAAACAUGCUCAACAAAGGGCGGUUUGCAUAUCAGAAAGUUUCGCAAAUGCCGAUACCGUCGCCGAUGCUGAUGAUAGCAAACCGAAUGAGGACGUGGAAAGACAGCAGAGUGCCGAAAAUAACAAUUCAAUAGACCAAAAUACACCUUGCUUGCAUUCUUCACCUGCCCAGGAUGAUAAUACGGUCCCUUCAACCCUUAAUCUUCCACAAGCCCUGAGGAAAACCGUAGAAGAAGAGGCUAGCCCCGUUGCUGGUGACACGCUGCUUCCAUUCAAAGCCUCCGAAGAUGCUUCCGGGGUCUCCGAAGAUGCUGCGAACCUAGAAGUUAUUCCUUCCGCUAUCGAAGAAUCUCCCGAACCAGAACAAGGAGAGGUCACGUUUGGUGCACAAGUUGCACGGGCCACAUCCCCGUUACGUGAUAUGGAAGACACGCCAUCUACUACAACAACGAUUAAGAACGUGGUUGAAGAAACAGCAACACCACUGACAAUACCCCCGAGCAGACGACUGUUCCCAAGACUAGAAGGUGACGACGAGGAAUUCUUAAGUGACUUCCUGUCCCAAGCACAAGCCAAGCGAUCCGCCGCUAAAUCUGCGGUGCUGAGCAAGGAAUUGGGGGAUUCCAGCGUGGAGCAUCCGGUCCGAUCUCCAACCCCACGAACACGCGAGGUUCUGAAAGUCUUGGAUAAAAUUUCACCUUCGUCCCCAAGUGAACAAAAAAAUCAACUAAAAGCAACCUUUUCAUUACCCGCUCCCAACUUCUCUCUCUCUAUUGAUCCCGAGCAGAGCGGCGCAGAGCAAGAGGAACAAGAGCAAGAGAAGAGUAAGACGGCCGAAGAAGGUCAACAGCAAUCAAGGGUAGCUACUCCAUGGCGCAGGAGUACCCGCAAAACUAUCACAAGAACGCAACGACAUACACCUAGUGUGCCUAACCAUAUCCCUGUUCGCCGGUCUAACGGAACCGAGUUCGUAUUUCUACAACGUUCAGAGGAACAACAGCUAUCCCUGACAACUAAGGCCAACACCAGACGUAAUAGGGGCGACGCCCAGCUUCCCCAUUUAGUGCUUCAAGCGAUCAAUGCACAAGAAUAUGUCCAUUCUUGUAGUAGCAAUGGAGAAGUUGAUGACCCUGUUUCACCAAGGAAAUCGUCCAAGAAACGGAUACGGCUUGUCAAGACGGUUACAUGGGACGAGAAAAAUCUUGUUCAGUACGAAGGGAAGACAUACAAUAAUGAAGAACAAAAUGUGGAAAUUCGUCGGGAGAGCCCUCCGCCUCAAUCUACCAUCUACCAGUCAACCAGAAAGGAGAGUAACAAGAAACAGGACACCGGGAAUACCAGCAAGAGUAGCAGAAAAAGCAAAUCCAACAAGCAAGCUGACUCGACCCACCACCACUCUCAGCCUCCGAAAUCACCAACUGUGACCAGAAAAGUGUCAAAGCUUGGUGCUGCCUCUGGUAACAGUUUCACCUCUGUCUUAACAACCACCGCUAUGAGUGAUACUGCAACAACUACUGCUGCUGCUGCUGCAAAAAUAAAAUCGACUAGAAAAAUUGCCUCUACGCAUCCUGGAACGCCGAUUCAGAGAAAAAAGCUUACUCCGAAAUCUCCAACAACCAUUACAUUUAAAGUUUCGGAGAACGCAGCACCGAAUAUCAGCACUGCCACUACUACACGUUCCACGGCUAAAAAAUUCAGUGGCUCGUGUUUGCCAAGGCACAUGGGAAGAACUAGGGUGUAA
This is a messenger RNA of Paracoccidioides brasiliensis Pb18, 2031 nucleotides long. RefSeq lists its product as uncharacterized. The record is from RefSeq and is a predicted model, not a curated record. The coding region runs from base 1 to 2031 and encodes 676 amino acids. The transcript is spliced from 2 exons.